Molecule: messenger RNA, 789 nt
Organism: Capra hircus (goat)
Lineage: Eukaryota; Metazoa; Chordata; Mammalia; Artiodactyla; Bovidae
Product: putative killer cell immunoglobulin-like receptor-like protein KIR3DX1
Exons: 3
Coding region: 1-789 (262 amino acids)
Source: RefSeq, a predicted model, not a curated record
AUGUCAGGGGAAGCGCCGAGGUGGGGUGACUCACUGAAGCUCACAAGCUCUUUGCUCCUAGGUGUCUUCACAAAACCCUCCAUCUCAGCCCACCCCAGCCCUCUCAUGCGUGCAGGAGAGAAUGUGACCCUCCGCUGUCACUCACUGCUGUGGUUUGACGAGUUUAUCCUGCACCAAGAAAAUAGCCCAGGGCAUUUCCAGAGACAUGGACAGAUACUCACUGGUGGGCAUGUCCCAGCUGACUUCUUCAUUGGCCCCAUGACUUCAGUGAAUGUGGGCACCUACAGAUGCUAUGGCUCUCUCAGACACUCCCCCUAUGUGUGGUCAGCUCCCAGCGACCCCGUGGACAUCAUCAUCACAGGUCGGUCCAGGAAACCCUCACUCUCAGCCCAGGGGGGCCCUUUGGUGAGGUCAGAAGAGAACGUGACGUUGGUCUGCAGCUCGGAGAGUGCCUUUGACCAGUUCCAUCUGCUCAAGGAGACGGAGGACCUUGGGCAGCUGCUCUCUGUAGGGUGGGGCCCCCGUGGAGCCCUCCAGGCAGAGUUCCCUCUGGGUCCUGGGACCCCAGCCCACAGCGGGGUCUACAGGUGCUACGGCUCCUUCACACGCUCUCCCUACUCAUGGUCAGACCCCAGUGACCCCCUGUUCCUGUCUGUCACAGGUGAGGAACCUCUUCCUGGCCCAUGCUUUGUUCUUCAUGUUCAGUCGCUAUGUUGUGUCCAACUCUUUGCGACCCUGUGGACUGGAGCACGACAAAGCACCUCUGACAUACAGGUGAUUCCCAGUUAA